Colletotrichum orchidophilum is the source of this 1221-nucleotide messenger RNA. RefSeq lists its product as uncharacterized. Bases 1 to 1221 code for a protein of 406 amino acids. The transcript has a single exon. Lineage: Eukaryota; Fungi; Ascomycota; Sordariomycetes; Glomerellales; Glomerellaceae. The record is from RefSeq and is a predicted model, not a curated record.
AUGGGCAGAACGCAACCAUCUGUUGGACAACCACCGGCGGCCUUCCGCAAGGCCGCCCGAGCCAAAAAGGCCAAGGCCACCCUCAAUCAACUCAUUCCAUCGCUACUCCCCACGCACCCGCGAGCCCGUCGUGGAAUCGACUCCGCUGAGCUUAUCCUCGAGCCGAAGCCAGCGGCCAAGGAGUCUUUCUCCUCCACGCCAGAAGGCGCUGAUGCCCCACAAAGCAGUGCGCCGGUCCUUAUCAGACUUCAAGUAGCCGACACCCUCACAGCCGCUCACGCGUUGGUGACUGAGAACUCGGGCCCGGAUCGUCCGGUCGAUGUAAGCAACAAGGAGACACGGGUUGCAAUUCUCAACAUGGCUUCGCCUCUCACGCCCGGUGGUGGCUUCGUUAAUGGGGCCGGCAGCCAGGAAGAGUCGCUGUGCAUGCGGACGACGCUGCUACCAUCUCUCAAAGACGAGUACUAUCGUCUGCCGGAGCUCGGCGCUGUUUACACACCAGAUGUAUUGGUUUUCCGAGAUGAAGAUUCGGACGACGUGUUGGACAAGAAAGACCGGUGGUUCGUGGACUGCAUCAGCGCUGCUAUGCUGCGGAAUCCGGAAAUUGAACGAGACGAGGAGUCCGGGUUCAGCUACUACGUGCAGGAAAAGGACAGACAACUCAUUCUGGAAAAAAUGAAGGUUGUGCUGCGGAUAUGCCAGCGCAGAGGCAUUAAGAAGAUCGUGCUCGGUGCGUGGGGAUGUGGCGCAUAUGGAAACCCAGUUGCCGAAGUGGCCAAGGCGUGGAAGAAGGCGCUGCUGCCAAGGAACGACGGAAAGGGUAAAAAAAAGGGGAACAGAGAGACGUGGAGCGGAAUCGAAGAAGUUAUCUUCGCAAUCAAGGACGCUGGGAUGGCUGACGCCUUUGAAGAGGCUUUCGGAAAGGGCAUUCAGAGGGAAGAGGCAGCCGAGGUGGAUGAAUCCGACGAGGAAGUUGAUGUGGCUCAAAAGAAUAAGGCGGAGCUUCAAGCAAGAAUUGCCGAGUUGAAGCAGCGCAUCGAUUCGACGCCAAACCCGCAGCUAAAGACCGGUCUCAACAUAGUUCUCGCUGGAUUGAUGAGCCAACUACCUCCUGAUUCGGGAGAAGACACUAACAUGGAUAAAGAGGACGGAGAAGAGGAAGCAGAGGAUGACAGCGACUAUGACGACACAGAUUCCGAGCAAUCAGAAACAUUGGCAUGA